AUGAAGAAGCAAGUGUCCAAUGCUGGGGAAGACAGAGCCAUGCUGCUGGGAUUCACUAUGAUGGGCCUUUCAGUACUGAUGUUCUUUUUACUGGGGAUCGCAAUACUGAAACCCUUCAUGCUCAAUGUAUGGAAUGAAGAGUCCAACUGCACAAUUAUCCAGGCGGAUAUAAUGGAUGACUGGGUGGACUGUUCUUUCACCUGUGGUGUAGACUGCCAUGGCCAAUCCAAAUACCCCUGUCUUCAGAUACUGGUGAACGUGUCUGCUUCUGGUCAUGUUGCUUCUCUGCAUUACAAUGAAGAGGCUGUCCAGAUAAACCCCAAGUGCCAACGAGACAAGAAUGAUCUACUGGAUGGUGUUCUAGAUGUGAAACAGUACUUCGAACGCAAGAAUGACACUCCGUUCGCAUGCUUUCAUCGACAUGACAGUAAACCAGAA
Molecule: messenger RNA, 438 nt
Organism: Staurois parvus
Lineage: Eukaryota; Metazoa; Chordata; Amphibia; Anura; Ranidae
Source: the annotation of a GenBank genome assembly